UUGAGGUUUAGUAUUGGCCAAUACCAAUCCAAUACAGAAAAAUAGCUGAAUUGACCUAAAACGUUUCAUUUCAUAAACACAGACAGAAAUGUGCUGAAUUUACAAAUGUAUUUGAUAACUUUGCACCAGUACAGCACAAGUAAAUACGGCAAUAACUUCACAAACUUUUUCAAACAUGUAAAAACAACACAACUGCCAUUUGUUCAAUCUGUGAAAUUUUGAGUAUAACGGUCAAUGUAAGCUAAAAAAUAAAUAAACUGAAAUUGACAAAAACAACAGGAUGAACUCUUAUCAAACAUGUAAAACAAACUGCAACAAACCUUCUUUCGAAUAGUUCAAAAAUGCAAUUAGGGAUUCUAAAUAUAAUGUAAAAUAAAUAAUAACAAAAGUGUGACGUCGCUCACGGCACAAAGCAUAGAAUUAGACUGAAUAGAUCCCUUAUUGAUCAGACACAUUAUCACGGCUACCUGAACCAGAAUUUUUUUUUAAUUUUAGGAUUGAUACAGAUUUUAAUAUCAGAUCGGUGCGUCUCUAAUUUGUACGUAUACGUACUAACGAUUUACCUAUCUCCUGAAAGUUGUCAUUUUGAGUGACUCUGCUUUCGCUGUAGAUUCUGCCUUCAUCCAUUAGUCUUGUACACAUUUUACUGCAGAGUCACAAAGCCAGGCUUUCAGGCUCCAGGCCAGCUAAACGCUCUGACCGUCGUAAGUUUUGUUACCCAGAAGAUCUGGAUCUAUAACCCAUCCGUUAGCUCAGUACCUCAGAGGUCUCCGCUGAAACCCCUCCUCCGGCGCCACAUGGUAAUGAAUGCCGGUUGUAAACCUGACUGGAAGUUUCCCCACAUGUUAUUAUUAGAUUCUUCAAUCAUUUGAUGCGGGGCUACUAGCCAUGCUGAGGGGGCCUUACCGCCCAUCAUUAGAAGGCGUGAGACUCUGGAAAGUCUCUGAAAGCCCUUAAAGCAUAAAUUUGUUCUGUAAAAGUCUCUUGCCUUCAUGUGCGAGAUUGUCGACUAUUUAAUGAAACAUGUAAAUCUGUGUUUACAGUGAUGCCAGACUAAAGCGUGCUUUGGUCCUAUUGAGAUGUGGCUCCGUAAGUGUAGGCUGGAUGCCAUAAAACGUAACAGGAUGUACAGAUUAUUGGAUUUAAAUCAGAGGAGGGAGCUGCAUGGUGCUCACUCUUGCUGCUAUCACGUCUGGGAUCCCUUCCGAGACAUAAAUGCUGUUCGAUUAUGGGUAAUUGCUCCUGUAGCGCUCUUUAAGCAAGACGGAGGCAAAGGCCAAGUAAACAACUAAUUACUUGCAUUCUUCUUUCCGUCCUCUCAAAGUUUAUCCACAAAAACACUUUGAAACUGUUUUUUUCUAUGCAUUUAGUGCCACGAACGAAAAGGAUACCUGGCUAGCAACAAGUAAAGACACACCUCCACAAAAUGUGUGGAGUGGAUUUAAGUCUUACGUCCAUCUAGACUGCCAUGCCUGCAUUGGAGGUGAUCUGCAGCCUGAUUGGCUGGCUGUGCCUCUACCUGUUGUUCUGUUCCACCUUCUCUCACCGAGGGCCCGAGUGGAACUGCCGCUUGGUCACCUUGACCCAUGGCGUCAUCAUAGUGCUGCUGACGGCAUACGUUGUGUUUGUUGACGGUCCCUGGCCCUUCACACAUGCAGGUACAGAAAACACUGACCUCCAGAUAUUUGCCCUGGCAGUCUGCCUCGGCUACUUCUUCUUUGACCUGGGUUGGUGCGUGUGCUACCGGAGCGAGGGCCCAGUCAUGCUGGCGCAUCACGCCGCCAGCAUCGUGGGCAUCCUCCUGGCGCUGCUGAUGGGCGUGUCGGGCUGUGAGACCUGCGGGGUGAUCUUCGGCAGCGAGAUCACCAACCCGCUGCUGCAGAGCCGCUGGUUCCUCCGCCAGCUGGGACUCUACGACAGCCUGCUGGGCGACGCCGUGGACCUGCUCUUCAUCCUGCUGUUCGCCGCGGUGCGCGUCGGCCUGGGGACCGUCAUGUUUUAUUGCGAGCUCACUUCGCCCAGGACUUUGCUGAUAAUGAAGCUUGGCGGCGUGGUCAUGUAUCUGCUGGCCUGGGUGUUCAUGGUGGACAUCGCCAGGUUCGGCUACAAGAAGACCAGGGCCAAAUACAGGAAGUGGAUGGUGAACCGCGAGCUCAAAGAGACAAGCGAAGAAAAACCAGUUGGGCACGAAGAGUGAUUGAGAAGACUAACUCAACCGCUUUCACAUGUUUUUAACAGACGCUCCAUGAAUUUAUUUAUUUAUUUAUUUUAUCUGCGG
This is a messenger RNA of Xiphophorus hellerii (green swordtail), 2278 nucleotides long. RefSeq names its product TLC domain-containing protein 5-like. NCBI's taxonomy places the organism in Eukaryota, Metazoa, Chordata, Actinopteri, Cyprinodontiformes, Poeciliidae. The coding region runs from base 1469 to 2197 and encodes 242 amino acids. The record is from RefSeq and is a predicted model, not a curated record. Gene Ontology annotation, cellular component: membrane. The transcript has 3 exons.